Botrytis cinerea B05.10 is the source of this 4673-nucleotide messenger RNA. RefSeq lists its product as hypothetical. Gene Ontology annotation, cellular component: membrane. The coding region runs from base 75 to 4526 and encodes 1483 amino acids. NCBI's taxonomy places the organism in Eukaryota, Fungi, Ascomycota, Leotiomycetes, Helotiales, Sclerotiniaceae. The transcript is spliced from 3 exons. Gene Ontology annotation, biological process: transmembrane transport. The record is from RefSeq and is a predicted model, not a curated record. Gene Ontology annotation, molecular function: ABC-type oligopeptide transporter activity; ATP binding; ATP hydrolysis activity.
GAUGUCUUCUGUCCAUGCUGCACGAAUUUCUCUGAGAUUUUCGACACCAUUUGUCGCACGCAAAAUCUGUUUCAAUGACAAUAUUGAAAAGCAAAGGCUCGAAGAGUCACAAAAAAUACAGUCAUUCUACUUCUACCUCACGCAUCCGAUUGCCAGAUGAUGAUCAGAAUUCGUCCAUCGAAUUGCGAAAUAUCAAUGACUACCACGCCGAUGAAGAAAUCAAAUCAUCUUUCAAAUCCCUAUUCACAUUCACAACAAAAAAGCACAUAUCUACCAUAGUUCCAUGUAUAGUAUUUGCAAUCAUUAGCGGCGUUCUAAAACCUAUAUCGGCAAUAUUUUACGGAAAUAUCUUUGGUACUCUUACAAAUUUUGGGUCCGGUGUUCUCACCGCACAAGAGACCUUACAACAUGUCUCGAAAUGGUGCAUAGCUAUAACUGUUCUUGGGGGCGCAGUAUGGUUGUUCGAAGGCUUGUUUCUGUGUUCGUGGAUGGUAUUUGGAGAGCUCCAGGCUAGAAGCGUGCGCGAGAAAAUGUUUGCCGGCAUGUUGGAGAAGGAUUUGGAAUGGUUUGAUCUGCGUAGAGAUGGCAUUGGAUCAUUAUUAAUUCGAAUUGAAACACAAAUUCGAGAGCUCCAAUUAUCCACAUCCCAGCCUCUUGGGUUUCUCCUGUUUGAGACUGCUAGCGCAUGUGCAGCUCUUGGGACUGCCUUCUUUUACUCUUGGAAUCUGACUCUUGUCAUUAUAGCGACAUUUCCAAUUGCCGGUGGAAUACUUUAUCUAAUUUCUAGAAACAUGGGCCCAGCCAUCGAAGCCCAGAAAAGAGAGCUAUCGCAAGCUUCGAAAUUUACAAAUACAGCCAUUACAGCCAUCGAUACUGUCAAAGCAUUCAACGGACAGGACCAGGAAGUUUGGCAAUACUUCUUAGUAAUCAAAAAAUCAACAGUUCAUUACAUGAUCCAAGCCAGGUCAAAUGCAUUUCAAUUUGGGAUUACCAAAUUUGUCAUGGUGGCCAUCUUUGUUCAAGGCUUUGGGUAUGGUCUCACGUUAGUCGAUCAUGGACUAGAUGCCGGAAAGGUUCUUACAACUUUCUAUGCUUGUUUGACUGGGAUGAUGGCUAUAGAAGUCGUUUUACCACAAUGGCUUGUCUUAGCAAAAGGAAUGUCCGCUGGAGCGACUCUCAAGUCUAUCAUGAACCAAGUGGAUAGAGGAGGAGUUGCAAAACACCCAGAAGGGUUAAUGGUACCUAAAACCUGCAACGGUGAUAUAGAAGUCAAUAAUGUUACAUUUGGAUAUCCUUCCAAUCGACAGCACAAUGCUCUUAUAAAAACAACAUUCUUCUUUCCUGCUGGCGAGACUACUUUUGUAGUUGGUAAAAGUGGUUCUGGAAAGAGUACAUUGGGAAACUUGUUGCUCAAAUUUUACGAGCCACAGGAGGGAAGUAUCUUGAUAGAUGGCCAACGUAUACAGGAUCUCGAUACCGAUUGGCUGAGACGCAACAUCACUCUCGUACUGCAGCAGAGUGUGGUAUUCAACGAGACGGUUAGGAAAAACAUAGAAUUUGGCAAGGAAGGAAUAAAAAAUGAAGCUGAUAUCAUAGACGCCUGUUCUACAGCCAAUCUAGAACAAGUAAUUGCCGAUCUUCCUGAUGGACUUGAUACUAUGAUUGGCUCUAAGGAGAGACAACUGAGUGGUGGACAAAAACAACGUGUUGCAUUGGCACGAGCUAGAUUACGAGAUGCACCAAUCUUGAUUCUUGACGAAGGAACUAGUGCUCUUGAUCUGACCAACCGACUCAAAAUCAUGGAUAAUAUUCGAGAAUGGAGGAAAGGAAAAACGACAAUUAUUGUGACUCAUGAUAUUUCCCAGAUAUUGGAUGAUGACUACGUUUACGUUAUGGAUCAGAGUAAGGUUGUCCAGGAAGGAUAUCGUAGGAAGCUUUCUGCGAAAGCAAACGGUACUUUCGCUACAUUUUCGCAACUCCCGGGAUUGCCCGUUGAACAGUCGACAGACUUGUCCAACAUCAGAAGAAACUCGGACCCUGGAACACCAUUAACUGGAAGCUUUGAAGACUUUGUUCAAGAAUUGAAACCUCGUUUCUCUACCAAGUCUACAAUCUAUGGUCCAAAUGCAGCAAAUCGUAGGUCCUUGGAUAUAUCAAACAGACGAUUAUCUCUUGGAUAUGCUUCAAUAGCUUAUGCCAAUGACCUACAAUCAGAUAACAUUUGGACAUCUGGAAUUGACAGUUCACGUUCAAGGUUUGAUGAUUUGCAAAGACCUACCUCACAGUUUCAGAAGUUCCAAGAGUCGGCUAGUAGGCAGUCUAUACAUCCUAUCAGGCCACCAAGGUAUCAAGACGCAGGAUUCCAAUCGAUCCCAGAACAUCCCUCAGACAAGCCAAGCUUUGAUAGAAAACCUCUGAUUCAAAGCCCUCUCAGCUUGGUAUCAAUCGAAAAGAAUCGAGACUCUAAAGUCGCGCCUAUGGAUUCUUUGUUGGAACACUCAGAUGACUCUGCUGAUAAUGCGGGCGAUUCUGAAGAGAAGAACGAAACGGGUCAUCUCAAACCCGAUACUUUAACUAAGAUCUUAAAGACUGUUUGGCCCAUGCUGAACAAGAAGGAACGCACAAUCCUUUCGGUUGCAUUUGCCGCAGCAUUUAUUGUGGCAGUAUCAACCCCAGCUUUUGCUAUAAUAUAUACCAAACUUCUUGACACUUUUUACCAAAAGGAGAACCGCAACUCGAAUGCUUUAAAAUGGUCACUUGUCUUACUCGGAAUCGCCAUCAUUGAUGGCAUAUCUUGUUUCUUUUCGCAUUAUGCUUUGGAACGUGCUGGACAAGCUUGGGUUAGUGCUCUGCGUGUAGAAGCACUAAAGAAGAUUCUCGCACAACCGAAGUCAUGGUUUGAGGAAUCCAGGAAUUCACCUAGCCGGUUGAACGAAGUUUUGGAUAGGAACUCUGAGGAAAUGCGUAAUCUCGUUGGCCGCUUUGCUGGUAUUGUAUUCACAGCAUUUUUUAUGCUAUUGAUAUCAAUCAUUUGGGCUUUCGUGAAUACAUGGAAACUGACAUUAGUCUCGAUGGCAACUGGGCCAGUUAUAUACGCUGUCACCAAAACGUUCAAUCGCGUGAGUGGAAAAUGGGAAAACAAGUGCAACUACGCCUCUGAAAUGACCACUGGCAUAUUUUCAGAGACGUUCUCCAACAUCAAAGUGGUUCGGGCUUUUACUCUGGAAACUUACUUUGAGACAAAACACACCAAAGCUACAGAAGAACUUUAUAAAGUUGGACUAAUACGAGCAAACUACUCGGGAUUGCUGUGGGGAUUGACAGAUGCGAUGUCAUUCUUCAUCACUGCAACUAUCUUUUAUUAUGCCACGGUUCUCAUUACCAAGAGAGAGAUCAGUAUCGCGACUGCACUACAGACUGUCAAUCUUCUAUUAUUUGGUAUUUCUAAUAGUACGAAUAUGCUGGCCAUGAUACCACAAAUCAACUCUUCUCGCGUUACAGCUACGCAUAUGCUUGCAUUAGCCAAUCUCGAUUCAUCUUCCUCCCACGAAAAUAAAGGAACCGAACGGCUUUCGACAAUCUUUCCAAUCAAAUUCAACCGUCUUUCAUUCACAUACCCUACUCGUCCUGAAAAACGAACGAUAUCAUCCUUUUCUCUUUCCCUGAUUCCUAACUCAACAACUGCACUUGUCGGACCCUCCGGCUCCGGAAAAUCUACAAUAGCUGCUCUGCUCAUUGGUCUCUAUCCGCCAGAUACUUCAACACCUCCACCGUUGACAUUCAAUCGCGUCUCCAUAAGUAACUGUCACAUUCCGUCUCUCCGGGCUUCUCUCUCACUCGUUCCACAAAUACCGAUUCUAUUUCCAGCUACCAUUCUCCAUAACAUCAUUUAUGGUCUCCCAGAAUCUUCUCCUUGUGCUAGUCUUCCAUCUGCUAUUGCAUCAGCAAAAGAUGCUGGGAUCCAUGAAUUUAUCACAUCGCUUCCACAAGGUUAUGAUACUAUGGUAGGAGAUGGAGGACAAGAGUUAUCGGGAGGACAGGCCCAGAGAAUUGUGAUAUCAAGAGCACUGGUCAGAAAACCAACUUUAUUGAUAUUAGAUGAAGCGACGAGUGGAUUAGAUGGUGGUAGUGCAGAGGUGAUAAGAGAGACUGUGCAGAAGUUGAAGAAGAGAGAAGGAAUGGCCACGCUGGUUGUUAGUCAUACGGCUGAAAUGAUGAAGAUAGCGGGACGAGUCGUGGUGAUGGAAGAGGGAGAGAUAGUUGAGAGUGGUGGUUUCGAUGAGUUGAAGAAUAAAGUCGAGGGGAAAUUCAGGACUUUAGUUAGAGAUGAUUCGGGGGAUAAAGUGGUGCUGAAGGAAGAGAAUGAUGCUGGAGAGGCUAGUAGUAACGCUAGUAGCGAUGCUCACAAAGGUGGGUUGGGUAUUAGAAUUCCUGGUUACGAUGAGGUAGAAUUCCAUACUGGAAGAGACACGCCGAUUCGAGAUGCAAGAAGGAGAGAUACUUGGCUGCGGCAAAACAAUCAUUGAGAUGCCAUAUUUUUCACCGCCAUUAUUGCGAUUUCAUAAAUUUGAAACAUCUCAAUUCAAUCAUUUGUGUUCAUACUUUCAUUUUAGUUUCUACUAGAAUGGUUUGAAGCAUACACGUUGCAUAAAAAUCCCCUUAAAGCUUGUUCA